GGGAAUCCUCUGUUCAAAAAAGCUGCCAACGUCCUCUUGUAAGAGAGUGUGGGCUUGCUUUCUGCUUUCACUGCAGCUCACGAGACAACAGAAGACCGAAGUUCGAAAUAUGCUCACCAUAAGCGGAGCACGGGCUUAUUUUAGUUGACUCUUAGGAGGUUUCUGACUUUAACUGCGCUGAAGAUUGAGACAGACCGCACUGAGGGGAAAAAAAGACACAAAACAAGCUACAACUUGUGCAGGUGGUAGACCAUACGUUGACCGGGGAACCAGCUCACACUCGCCAUCCAACACCUUUUCGUCUCACCUGAGCCUGACAAGAAAGAUUAAAAUGUCCGUCGAGAGUUAUUCGGCGCUGGAUGAGUCCUCUCUCCGAGCCUUGCUGGAUGGAACUGUAGAUCUGGACGAGAGGCGCCUCAUCCGUUCAGCCAUCCGGGACUUGAGGAGGAGGGAGAUAGAGGACUUGGAGGCUGCUCUGGCCAGCAAGAGAUUUCGUCCCACACUCCUCAAACAGCAGGAGGACAAGGAGAACCAACAUAAAAGCGAGCAGUCACAAUCCAGCGACAACUUGGACGUCCUGUCUCGAAAGCUGCAGUCAAUCCAGGACAUCGAUGAGCUCACGAAAAUGCUCCGUGCCGCCAGCGAGUACGAGGAGAGGAAGAUGAUCAGAGCAGCUAUUCGACAAAUCCGAGAAGAUCAGCAGCAAGGGACUGUGGAGCGGGGUAAAGCUCCUGAUCGCUGCCUGGAGCCUGAGAGUGUGGAGCCCCAGAGAAGCAUGGGUACUGGGGAUACAGAGCAGGAGACUCUCAGGGAGCCAGAGUGUAUCAGAUCUCAGAUCCGGGAGUUACGCGGCCAGCAGACACAACAUAGCAGAGAGCUACAGAGACUAGGCUCCAACUCAGGCAUGGUGUUGGUUCUGGAUCACCUGGUGAAGGAUGAUGGCUCUGGACCUCUGCUGAUCCAGCCUCCAAGAGAAGCUGUGAGUGCUGAGCCCGACUUGGUCCUGUCUCAUCGGCAAAGGUCAGACUCUUCAGCUUCAGACCGCAGUGUGACCUCAGUGCGAUCCAGGUCCAAUCUGGAUUCUGUGGCCUCAGAGAAGAGUCUGGGCUCAGCCUACAGAGCCCGGCGGGACUCUGGCGCCUCAGACAGGAGCCAGAGUCCCUUGCAGCGUGGUCGGCUAGACUCUGGGGCAUCAGAGCAAAGCAUCAGCUCUCACCUCAGACAGAGACUGGGCUCAGAUGUCUCUGACUCUGGUGUCAGACCCCGUUUUGGCUCUGGGGCUUCAGACAGCAUUGGUCUGUUGUCAAGAAAACGGACUGACUCGGGAACAUCUGACCAGAGUGUGAGUAUGUCCUCUGAGGAGAGGGGUCCAGCAGAGGAGGUGGAGGUCGCCACAAGUGGUUCAACUUACAGCACAGAUUCAGAAACUGAAGGCAGAAGCCGCGAUCCAGCCAACCUCCAGACUCUGUCCAACCAAGACCAUGUCAUUGACCAGGAGCAGCCAGAUGGGGCAGUUUUAUCUCGGAGAGAUCCUGCAAAUGGUCUGCUCAAUGGCAGUGCCAAGGGAAAAAACGACUUCCAGAAGCAAAAGAUAACAAUUAACAGCGACAUGCCCCUCACUCAUGGCAAAGCAAAGGAUUCUGCACCUGAGAAGAAAGAUGUUAUAUUGGAACAAUUCAACCGCACCAACUCUGUACGUGACCGAAUGCGCAAGUUCACAGAGGCCAGCCAGACCCUAAAUGUCCCCGCUUUGAAGAAAGCUCCUCUGAGGAAUGGGACCACCUCCGGCAGCAGUGGACAGACGAAUCUCUCCAGAGCUACUGAGCUGUUUACACACACAGCAGCAUCCCUCAGCACAUCUGGAGACAGGCCAGCAAGGCCACAUGUGGACUCUCACACCUCUGCCGCAUCCCAGAGUCAGGCCAUAAAUGAGCCAGGAGGUGUGGCUAACAGACCUCUGUCUUCAGCUAGCCAAUGGCAGAACUCCAUGGGUGGGACGAGGCAUCCAGCUGAAAAAGAUGUGCACGCCUCCAGUAACUCAAAGGAAGACAGAACCCCAGGGAGAGCAGCUGGACAGCAGGUCACCCAGGGAGAGGCAGACCCGGACAUGAAGACUUUCCUCACUAUCGAGAUCAAGGAUGGGCGCAGCACCACCACCUCCUCAACAUCCUCCCCUAGGGGCAACAUCGUACCCAUCACCAACAUGACCCCACGCAUCACCACUAAUACUCUGGGACAGAGAGCAGAGUUGACCCUUGGCCUCAGAGCGACACCAUUCAAGAUCUCCUCAUCCAGCGUCUCCUCCGGAUCCUCCAUCAAGAUAGAGACAGAGCCCGUUGUGGCCUCUGAGCCGGUGUUUUCACCUGGACCAUCUGUUCAAGUGGCGUGUCACGUCCCAGCAAUCCCCAAUGGCUCCAGCACUCAGGCCAAACCCGACGAGCGCUCGGGAAAGCUGACUGCUGAACAGCUGGCUGCUAUCGAGGAUGAAGAGCUCCUUGACAAAAUGCUCGAUGAGUCAAAAGACUUUGAGGAGAGGAAGAUUAUCCGUGCAGCUAUGAGAGACCUUCGCAAGAAAAAGAGAGAGGCCAAGCUGGGAUGUACUCAAGAAGAAAUAGGUAGGGCAGACCAGAGAGAAAAGGAGCGUGAGACCCGUGUGCAGGAGCUCCGGCAGCAGAGAGAAGAGCGAACACAGAUGGGUCGCGCUGGGGUCGGAGCAGGAGAGGUGGUCAUGAGGAAGGUGGAGAAGUCAGCGGAUGGCUCCACCCUCAGCCAAGUCACCAAAACAGACCGCUUCGCCCAGUCUGAUAAUGGGAACAGAUCAACACGCAGCACUGUCGUCGAGGCCAGUUAUGUGCAGAAAACAGACAGAGGGACACUCCAGUCAAAAUCAUACAGCUUCACCUCUUCCACGUCCUCUUCCUCCUCUAAUGCAAGCAAAAAAGUCGGCAGUGUGUUUGAUCGCGAGGAUGACUCGUCGUCUCGCAGUGGCAGCGGCGGGUUGGCCGCCGUGGAGCGAAGGCAGGCAGAGAGGCGCAAAGAGCUGAUGAGGGCUCAGACUCUGCCGAAGACCUCUGCCAUGCAGGCCCGCAAAGCCAUGAUAGAGAAGCUGGAGAAGGAGGGAGGCGGCCCUGGAAAUCAGGCGGUCUCCAAGGUAAACAAGGUCCAGCGUUCCACCAGCUUUGGUGUACCCAACGCAAACUCCAUCAAGCAGAUGCUUCUCGACUGGUGCCGUGCCAAGACCCGCUCUUAUGAGCAUGUAGAUAUUCAGAAUUUCUCAUCCAGCUGGAGCAAUGGCAUGGCAUUUUGUGCCCUGGUGCACAAUUUUUUCCCUGAUGCCUUUGACUACAGCUCCCUGAGCCCCAGCAACCGCAGGCAAAACUUUGAGGUGGCCUUCAGCAAUGCAGAGACGUACGCCAACUGUAUGCCUCUGCUGGAAGUGGAGGACAUGAUGAUCAUGGGUAAUAAACCCGACUCCAAAUGUGUCUUCACCUAUGUACAGUCUCUGGUCAACCACCUGCGCAGAUACGAAAUGUCCAUGGGUCGGCCCUGUGACCUCUGACCUCACAGACAAGCUGCAUCACAGAGUUGCACAUCUCUGAUGGACAAGUUGGGGAUUGUGUGUGUGUGUGUGUGUGUGUGUGUGUGUGUGUGUGUCCCCGUUUGCUUAUUAUCUUUGUUGGCAGUGGUGAUGUGUAUUCAUUAUUUCGAUUCUCUUCUGAACACACAUUGUUAACACAAAGUCCACUUUUCUCCAGCAAGAGAGCGCCAAAGCUUUAAUAAGGGUACAUUUUAAGCUUUAAAAUUUACGUGGGUUUUUUGUGUACUCAAACUAAGCUUUGUACCAGGUAUUAUUUAACAUGCAGUGGCUGUGUCACUAUGGUAGUGUACUGAAAAACAUCUAGAGGGAAAAGAGAAAUAUUUUUAUAGUAUUUACCCUUUUUAAGUUAUUUGUACCAACUUUUUCUCUGCUACACUUUUGUAAUUAUUGUAGUUUGCUGGCAUUGCUGUUGGUAAUUCCACUGAAGAAGAAAAAUACACCCACCCUUAUUUGGUUUUCAUUUUGGUACUUAAUUUUUUAUUAAUUCCUUUUUACCCAAACUUGGAUUGCUUGAAGUAUUUUAAUUAAGUUAUUAUUCUCAUUUUGAUUUAAGCAAUUAGCAUAAUACUAUUUAAUACAUCAGCACAGAGCUGUUCUUUCUUCAUUGCUCUAAAGGAUGUAACAUUGUUAUUGUUGCAGUAAUCUCACCUUUCUGAACUCUAAAGUGCUACUGGGAACAUGUUUCAGAUUUCUACCCCUCCUGUAUUACUAUAUCAUCAUCAUCAUUAUUUUAACAGCACUAAUUCCUGCAGUCCAAACAUGUUCAGGUAGAUUGAAAACAAGUGGAGUUGAUUGCACUCUGAUGUCACAGCUGAAUUGUAUCAUUACUUGAUGUUUCUUACAGCUGAAUGACAACAUGUACAAAAAGACCUCACAGCAUCACUGCCUUGCCCUGCCAAACACCUUCACACACAGCUCUUUUAGAGGGCUCUUUAUUUAUGCUUGAGUAGAUUUUUAAAAUAUAUUAUUUUGUAUUUCGUUAGUGUAUACUUUAUGCAUCUAAAAGUUUUGUUUAAAAUGAAUCAAUAAGCUCAAGCUACCACAAUGUUUAGUAAAACAUAUGGGUAAUGGGCCAGAUGAAAGCCGGCUUUCUGUUAUGUAAACGUGAGUAAUCAUGACUGACCAUAACUGCCAAUUGUAUAUUUUACGACAUGAAGCUAAAGAAAAUUUUUAAAUGAAGAUUUUUAUUCUGCUGGUUCCUUAUAAGGAAGAUGUUUAAAAUCCGAUCAGAGCUUAUUUUGUUGAAAGUUAUUUCUUAAAGUUCUGUUUUAGUAGAUUUUAAUUGAGAAGUAUUCCACUGUUGCUAACUGAAAAACAAUUAACUUCCACCAAGCAGUGAGAGCUGUACAUAAGAGCUUAAACACCUUAUAAUUUCAUGUUUCUGUGCACCACAGUUAAAUGUGAAUUAAAAUUAAACCAAUUUGAGAAAUGA
This is a messenger RNA of Micropterus dolomieu (smallmouth bass), 5030 nucleotides long. RefSeq names its product smoothelin b (gene smtnb). The record is from RefSeq and is a predicted model, not a curated record. Gene Ontology annotation, cellular component: microtubule organizing center; filamentous actin. Gene Ontology annotation, biological process: actin cytoskeleton organization. The transcript has 21 exons. Bases 332 to 3559 code for a protein of 1075 amino acids. Lineage: Eukaryota; Metazoa; Chordata; Actinopteri; Centrarchiformes; Centrarchidae. Gene Ontology annotation, molecular function: protein binding.